AUGCUUAGCCUCCUUACGCUCGCUACCUUAGCAGCAGCAGCCCCUGCUGGCUGUGUCUGCAAGCCUAGACUAGUCUCUAGCUUGGAACACAAGGACCACAGAGUCGAAUCGUGUUCUGGUGUCAAUGAAGCCAACUACUUCUCGUGCACGGCUCCGGGAAGUGUUUCCCAGGAAUCCUGCUGCUACGAGGACUUUGGUGUGAUUAUGCAAACCCAAUUCUGGGACUACAAUACGGGUUCCAAAAGCGAGGGCGUCGAGAACGUCUUCACCAUCCACGGUCUUUGGGACGACUUGUGUGACGGCUCGUACAACCAGUAUUGCAGACCGGAGCUCGAGAUCUCCGACUCCGAGAGCCUUGAAGACAUCAUUGUGAACCAGUUUGGUCGCCAGGACUUGUACAAUGUGAUGUCGAACUACUGGAUCAAUACGCAGAACUCAAAUGUGGAGAGCGGCUCUCAGCUGCUUUGGGAGCACGAGUACAACAAGCACGGCACGUGUUUCAACACUCUUCGUCCUGAGUGCUUUUCUGGCGACUACAAAAGACACGAAAAUGCCAUUGCGUACUACCAGAAGACUGUCGAGUUGUGGGAGACCUUGCCCACCUACACUUUCCUUGAGAAUGCCGGUAUCACCCCCAGCUCUGACCGCUCGUACGCCUUGCUGGACAUCGAGGCUGCUUUGGCUGCUGGUCACGACGACAGUAAGGUUUACGUUGGCUGCAGAGAUGGGAAACUUUCUGAAAUCUGGUACUACUACCAUGUCAAGGGCAAUGUGCUUACCGGUGAGUACAAGCCAAUUGACUCGCUUGGAAACACCCAGUGUCCCGACCAGGUUUGGUAUCUCCCCAAGUAA
Messenger RNA from Candidozyma pseudohaemuli, 852 nucleotides. It is a transcript of the gene RBT7, whose product is annotated as Rbt7p. Bases 1 to 852 code for a protein of 283 amino acids. Gene Ontology annotation, biological process: RNA catabolic process. Gene Ontology annotation, molecular function: RNA binding; ribonuclease T2 activity. Gene Ontology annotation, cellular component: extracellular region. NCBI's taxonomy places the organism in Eukaryota, Fungi, Ascomycota, Pichiomycetes, Serinales, Metschnikowiaceae. The record is from RefSeq and is a predicted model, not a curated record. The transcript has a single exon.